AAAACGACGAACUACCGUCGUCCCUGGUGGAACGACGCUCAGAAAAAUUAUGGUUAUAGGGAUUUUAAGUAUUGUGUAUUAUUUGUUUGGAUUGAAAGCAGUUUGUGGUUAUUAAUGUCUGGGAAAAGAAAGAAGGCAAGGUUUGAAGUGAAUUGUUGGGAUCUAUUUGACACUUGGACAUGUGGGUUUGUCGUGUUGAUUCUCUCAAGAUGACGGGAGGAAAUACUGAUCCCGCAAAUAGUAAUGCAGGGGAUCGUCGAAACAAUAUUCUGGAACUCGCACGAGCCAUUCGUGAGGCUGAUAAUCAGAAGGCACAGUUGCCGAAGGUUCAAGUUUGUCUCUUCGAUGGCACCAAUGCCUCAGCAUGGGCGGACAAGUUUGAACAAUUGGGCAAUUGCUGUAAAUGGUCGAGUGAGAAGAUGCUUCAAAUGGUGAAGCGAUAUUGUAUGGUCGAGUACAAAGAGGAGGUGUUGGAGUUGGUGCAAGCUUCGCGCGACUGGCCGGACUUCAAGGCCAAAUUGUUGGACAAGUACCAGUUGGGGGAUCAACUGCUCAAUCUGGCGGAUUUACGGAAGAUGCUUUACCGUCUCCUGAAGCAGCAAAAGGAGGACCGCGAGAAUGAAGGGGUAAGCGCGGAAAAGGAUCAAGCUGUUUACAAGACCCUGACUGAUAUGCGGAACAUGAUGGCUGACAUGAAGGAGGAAAGGUUGAAGUUGCAAGUGAUGAUGGUCCAAACAAAAGCUCUCAUCGAUGAUGGAGCUGAAAUGAACAUUAUACGGGAAAGAGAAGCCAUGGGGGCAGGAGUCAACAUCAAUCGAGCAGAUACUGGAUUUCUGCGUAUUGCGGGAACACAAAAUCGAGCCGACGGAUUGAGUCGGAUCGAGUGGGACUCCUCGAAAGAUCAGGCAGAAGACUCAGUUCCUGUGGAUGGGUUUCUGGAAACGGAUGAGCAACAACUGAGUAUCAAUGUUUGGGAAUACAUCAGUAACGCUUCAUCCCGACCUGGGAAGUCUAUCUGGAGUUCGCCGAGUUCUUAUCAAAAGUGUGCAGAGCUUGUGAUGAGGGAACCCUUUUUUGAGGAGGAUCCUUGGGGCAAACGAUCUGCUGAGCAAAUUAUGAGGUUGGCAUUGUCGGAUCCGGUACGGCUGUUAGAAGAGCCACUUACGAUUGAAGUAGGACAUGAGCAAGGCGACGAAGUCCUCAGGACCUCCGGGGGAAUGGUAUUUCUCGUUAAUUCGUUAAUACAGGAAGAUCGCGGCAGGUUAAUGUUGGAAGAAGGGGAAGGCGGUGAGAUCAAAGAAGCCUUUCGCGAGGAAGAAUAUGAUGGGACUUAUAAGAAGAUUGGGCUCUGGUUGAAUGGGGACCUGAAUGAGGCAGAGAUAGAGCCAGAAAUAAGAGAAAAGGCAAAGGGUUUUGUCGUUCGACAGGGGCAUCUCUUCAAAAAGUCUGACGAUAGUACGCCUAAGAGAGUGGUGUGUGGGGUUCCCAGACAGUUGGAUGUGAUUGCAGCCCUACAUGAUGGAGUGGCAGGUGGACAUCGAUCUGCACGAGUAACCUUGAGAAAGAUCCAACAACUCUAUUUUUGGGAUGGUAUGGGUAAGAUGGUGGCAGAGUUCUGCAGCUCGUGCGUUCCAUGUCAGAAAUGUUCGAAUCUCCGCUAUGCUGAGCCACUUAAUCCACGAUAUGUGGUUGAGCCAGGGGCGGUUGUGCACCUCGACCUGGUCGUUAUGCCACCCAGACUUAAUGAGUACAGAUACAUUUUUGAUGCGAGAGACAAUCUUACCGGGUUUGUUGAUGGGCGUGCAAUCCGUGAGCGAACCGGAAAGAUUUUGGCGGAGUGUAUCGAAGAGUUUUACCUUCGGUACCCAUUUGUUCGGGAAUUUGUGAUGGAUCGAGGCGGCGAAUUUCGGGCAGCAGAGGUUCAGGCUCUUAUGAAAAGACUGGGAGUGAACUAUAGUUACACCACUAGAGCACAUCCCCAGGCUAAUGCUCCGGUCGAACGUGGGCACGCCACCUUCACUAAUUUGCUAGCCAAAUGGUGUGCUGGCAAGCCGUCAGCAUGGCCCGUCUAUCUCAGAGCUGCCAUAUUUGUUGAAAGUAUAACUGUGAAACGAACUACUGGGUAUACUCCGGUCACGUUAUGGUUUGGACGACAUGCUACAUUUCCAAUCGAGAGUUUCCUGACCACAUGGCAAAAACAGGAUAUGAAGGCCAUGCUUUCUACAGAAGAGUUGCUAGACCUGAGGGCCAGACAAAUACAGGCGGCUAAGGAAAGAGUUGUAGAGGCUGUUACUUCAACUGCGGACAGCAGACGGGCGGACAAAGUUAGGUGGGAUAAGCAAUCCCGGGUUAGGAAGAAACCGUUGGAAGUUGGGGAUAUUGUCCUCCUCUAUGACUCUUCUCUUGAAAAGCAGUGGUCGAGGAAAUUAGAUAAUCGAUGGAUGGGACCGUAUCGUAUCAUUAAGAAAACAGAGCAUGGGGCAUACGAGAUUGAGGAGAUGGAUGGAGCAUGUGGGCGAGAUUGAGUUUCGGGCUCACGCUUGAACAAGUUUGUUCAUAGGGACUAGAUAAUGCCUUACUUUUCUCAACAAACACUGGUACCACAG
Messenger RNA from Chara braunii, 2606 nucleotides. The record is from the annotation of a GenBank genome assembly. Lineage: Eukaryota; Viridiplantae; Streptophyta; Charophyceae; Charales; Characeae.